UGGGGGAAGGUAUUGAAGUAAUUAAUUCUUACCGUGAUGUAAUUAAUGUUUUUGCACUAAGUUUGUGUUGCCCUCCCAUCGUGAUUAGCUACUCGUGGCAAAUUGAAACCUUUACUUCUAGAAGGCUAAUAGCCUACGUUUGAAUUCCUGCCCGAAAGGUAAAACAAUACAUCUUGACCCGGUCUUAUCGGAUGGUUGCUUAUCGGUUACAUUGGCAAAGAUGAUUUAAAAGCAUCGCAAUCCCCCCCUAUUAACUUCUUAUCGUGUUGCCUCUCUGCCAAAGGUGCAAAAUAAAACUUUUUCUGGUAGUGGUUUAAAGAUAAGUUUUUCAACCCAACACGAAUGAACUCUUUGAGCGACCGUCAAAAUGCAUCAAGGGAACACAAAAUAAACGGCGCUCACGCAUGUCUGUUAUCGCGAAAGAUAAGGCAGGAAAACAAAUACUGAUUCCGUUUUGGCACUAGCUUCUGUUGCACAUUUGCCGAUGCGUCUGGUGCACUGAUGUGUGAUUCACGUGCUACAACGAGGGGGGUGGGUGUCAGAUUUCGUUAUGCUCGUCCAGUCGGAAGUCGAACAAAGCGGUACGAACUCGCUUAGUCAUUUAAUGAAAUCGCAAAAUGUGACCCAUCCAAACAGAUGGGUACAAAUGCUGGGUACCGUUGACGGAAAUGUUCGCCAAAACGGAGAUAAGCGCUGAUGGCCGAUGAGAGCGAGAGAAGACGAUCCACUGUCGUGUGUAUUAAAUAGAAUCAUCGUGGAGCACGCAUAGAAGAGGAGCGUUUCUUGUGGAGGGAGUCACGGGCAACAUAAGACCUCUUGUGGUGAAACUGGUUCUGCAGUGUGGAGGUCGCUAGAAGCGGACAGUUGCGCUAAACCAUUCCAACUGGCAGCAUGGCGGAAAGCUUCGUGGAAGCCGAUCAGCUGUUUGCUGAGUGCAAGUUUCGCGAGUCAUACGAGGUGCUGCUGAGCAGGAAGCACAGUAAGGACACGGAAUAUGAGACGGUAUGGAGGCUGUGCCGCGUCAUCUACUCGAUCGUACGCGAGCUUGCCGUUGACGAGAAGAAAGCUAAAGAGCUGCAUGCGUUCAUAUACGAAGGUUUUGAGUAUGCGAAGCAAGGUCUUGCCAUGGAACCAACUGCGGCUUCCGCUCACAAAUACUACGCCAUAUUUCUUGCGGAAAAGUCCGGCAUCGAAGGGCUUAAGGAGCGUGUCCUACAGCUGAGCACGGUAUUGCGCCAUCUGCGCCAGGCAACCGAACUGGACGCAAAUGAUCCAUACGCGUGGUUUGUGCUCGGUCGGUUCUAUCACAAGCUGGCCGGAUUGGCCUGGUUUCAGAAGAAGAUGAUCCACACCUUUACCAACGACAUACCGGAUGCGUCGUACGAGGAUGCGUUAGAGUAUUUUUUGUGUGCGGAAAAUAUACAACCGAACUUUUUCCCAUUAAAUCAUCUCAUGCUGGGCGACACGUACAUUGCACUGAAGGAACCGAAGAAAGCUCGUCCAUUUCUCGAACUAGCAGCAAAUCAACUUGCUCCACGUACGGCCGAUGAUCGGGAGGCACAAAGGGAAGCUGAAGCACUGCUUAGGAAGCUCUAGAUGGCACGCGAACCAAAUCUCAACAAUGUUAUUUCUCUCUUUCCUCGCAAUAAAAAUAAUACAAACCGAACCACACUCCAGAAUCUAUUCGCCUGUCAGGCGUCUUAUCGCACCGGUACGAAAUGUAAAGUAGCUGAAAACGGAUGUAUUGGACGGUGGUGUGAACGCGCAAAACAUAUUCUGUCUUGUGGUAGCUAAUGAACGAUAAGAAAUAAAAACACAAAAGGUAGUGGUCGUCGUAUUA
Molecule: messenger RNA, 1840 nt
Organism: Anopheles funestus (African malaria mosquito)
Lineage: Eukaryota; Metazoa; Arthropoda; Insecta; Diptera; Culicidae
Product: regulator of microtubule dynamics protein 1-like
Exons: 3
Coding region: 892-1596 (234 amino acids)
Cellular component (GO): spindle microtubule; cytoplasm; mitotic spindle pole
Molecular function (GO): microtubule binding
Source: RefSeq, a predicted model, not a curated record